CACCAUACAAAGUUUUCAUUAAGAGUCGAAGAAGUGGAAAAAGUUCAGUCAGUCGCGCAGAGUUAUCGGUGGAAGAAAGUCGUGUUUUUUGUGUUCAGUAGUUAGACGUGCUUGUAAUUUUUUAAGCAUUGGUAAUUUAAGUAGAGUAAUCAAAAAUGAAAGUCACAUUUCUACUAGAGUUGUUGCUGAUUCUAAUAAUAAUUGCUUUCACCGCCUCGAAACCAAUCGAAGAAGGACGAGGUGUGCGAAAAGGGGCUCUGAUCUACAGACAAGCAGAUGAAGAUGUAGCAGAUACCGUUUCGGUGGUUGAGGCUGCACCGGUUCCGGUAGUACCAAUUACUGGCGGUGAUGACGAUGACGACGAUGAUGAUGAUUCUGACGAAUUCGAUUUAGGUGACGAUGACUCUUCUGAAGAUGAUGAUGCCGAUGACGAUGAUGAUGACGACGAUGAUGAUGAUUUGAUUGGAUCAGUAGAAGAUGAGAUCGAUGACGAUGAUGAUGAUGACGACGAUGAUGAUGACGAUAUAGCACCAGUUGCUGCAGCCGUUCCGUCGGUUGUAAACCAGCAGAAACAGACGGCAGUCGGUCAACCAGCUCAGCCUUCUCCUGCCGUUGACGAAGAUGAUGACGACGAAGAAGAUGAUGACGAUGACGACGAUGAUGAUGAUGACGAUGACGAUGGUUUGGGGUUUUUCGGUGAAGAUAUUCUAGGAGCCUUCGGUGAUGACGACGAUGACGAUGAUGAUGAUGACGACGACGACGACGAUGAUGAUGAUAGCGUUGCUGCUGUCCCUCCGCCACCGCCAGCCCCACUUGUUGCAGAACCAGUUCCAGUUAGCUCUGCAACCACCGUUCAGAAGACUAAGAAAAAGAAGAAGCCGGUACCAGUUAAGGAACCAGUGAGUGCCGCUAAUACCCAGGCCCUGCUUGAUCUUGCCCAAGCCGCUGCUGCACAAAAUGAAGUUGAUGCUCCGCCUAAAACAAAACCCGAAGGCAUCGAUGUUAACAAUGAGGUUAAUAAGAUCGUUGAAUCACUCGCUGCACAGAAAGCUGACCAGAAUGCACAACAAGCUACAGAACCUGCCGCCGACGAGGAGGAAGAAGUAGAGUACGACGAGGGUUCCCCAGAAAAGGUACAAACACAAUCAUCAGAUAACAAUAAAGUUGACGUUGUUGCCGCUCCUGCAGCUGUGACUUCGACGAAGCCGACCAGUGACGACGAGGACAUCUUCGAGGGUAUCACGUCGCUAGUGGACGAUGAUGACGACGACGACGAAGACGAUAGCGACGAAACGACCGCCCAGAAGGUAGACCAAACUGCCACGAAUAGCGAAAACGAGACACAACCUGAGGACGCUGAAGACGAUGAUGACGAAGAGGAAGACAGUGAUGAGUUAAUCGAUGAAAGCGCAGUGGAAGAAAUUGCGGAAUCUGACGUGUGAGUGUGACCCAUCUGCUUCUCAGCAUCCAACGAAACAAAAACUUUAGCUGAAUGUACAGAAAGCGAGAGAAAUAGACUCCUUCAAAAUGGGCACACAUAACUUAUGAACACAUCAGUGUCCUCAUUCCCACCCAAAACAAUAAUGCUCAGAUUCUUCGAUUUACGAAGGUUCACAGACAACCGACACAUUUGGAUAUCAGGAAAACAUCAACAGACUUCUAGUGUUAGGUUAAUUUAUUUAUUUAUUUAUUUAAAUUAUUUAUUAAUUUAUUGAAUGUGUGGAAGACGAUGGACCCCAACAAUAAAACAUCAAUAAAACCGA
Toxorhynchites rutilus septentrionalis is the source of this 1763-nucleotide messenger RNA. Its product is annotated as coiled-coil domain-containing protein 1-like. The transcript has 4 exons. The record is from RefSeq and is a predicted model, not a curated record. NCBI's taxonomy places the organism in Eukaryota, Metazoa, Arthropoda, Insecta, Diptera, Culicidae. Bases 156 to 1442 code for a protein of 428 amino acids.